GCCACCGGGUUUGUUGUCAUUAGAGAGAGGAAGCUUUUCUGCGUCAGUGUUCCUCGUUACGAAUUUUGUCGGUAAAAAUGACGGUAGAGGCGAUGGAAGUAUCUACAAAUGAUAAGGAGAAAGAGAAGGAGAAGGAGACAGAGACAGAGAAGAAGGAUCCGGAUACAUUAUCGCUGGAAGAUCUAAAGGAGCAGAUACGCCUGGUUGAACGUAGCAUUGUGAGCAAGGAACCCAGGUUUGUCCUGCGUGUGCUACGAGCACUCCCUGCUACAAGGAGGAAGCUUACCCCUAAUGUCCUCCGCUCCCUUGUGGCUACUUACUAUGGGCGGCCAGAGAACAAGCAGGAGAGGGAGUCCAUCCUCCAGUUCAUUGAAGAGCCUAUGGAUACAGAGGCACCUCCACAAGCCAACUUGGGGCGUCAGCGUAGCCAGUUGGUGCUAGAGGUCGAUGUGUACAUCCAUCUCUUGGUUCUACUGCGACUUCUUGAUACCAACAGCAAUGAGGAUGCUAUUAAGUGCUCAGAUCUGUUGAUGAACAAAGUGACAUCAGUAAACAGGCGCACCCUUGACUUGCUCGCUGCACGCUGUUAUUUUUAUCACUCACGAGCUUAUGAAGUUAACAGCAGAUUGGAUGAAAUAAGAGGAUUUUUGCACCAACGUCUGUGCCAGGCUACUCUCCGCAAGGAUCAUGAGGGCCAGGCUGUCCUUAUCAACGGUCUCCUGCGCAAUUAUCUCCACUACUGCCUCUAUGACCAGGCACAGAAGCUGAUUGUCAAGCUUGAGUUUCCUCAACAGGCUAACAAUAAUGAGGUAGCACGGUACCACUACUACAUGGGUCGCAUCAAGGGUAUCCAGUUGGAGUACUCAGAGGCUCACAAGCAUCUCAUUCAGGCUCUUCGCAAAGCUCCACAGCAGACUGCUGUAGGCUUCAGACAGUCUGUACAGAAGUUGGCAGUAGUAGUGGAACUGCUGCUUGGUGAUAUCCCAGAGAGACAGAUUUUCCGUCAAGCCAUCAUGCGCAAAGCUCUAGCUCCUUAUCUCCAGCUGACACAGGCUGUUAGGCUUGGUAAUUUAGUGCAUUUUACAAAUACACUCAAUGAAUAUAAGUCUAAGUUCUUGGAUGACCACACAUUCAUGCUUAUCCUUCGUCUGCGCCACAAUGUCAUCAAGACAGGCUUACGAGCUAUCUCGCUCUCCUACUCCCGCAUCUCCCUAGGUGAUGUUGCUGCCAAGUUGACUCUGGGCUCGCGGGAAGAUGCCGAGUUCAUUGUAGCAAAAGCAAUUAGGGAUGGUGUCAUUGAGGCUGUGAUUGACCAUGAGCAUGGAUAUAUGCAGAGCAAGGAGACUGUUGAUGUAUACUGCACUCGUGAACCACAGUCAGUGUAUCAUCAGCGCAUUUCCUUCUGCUUGGAUAUCCACAACCAGUCGGUCAAGGCCAUGCGCUACCCCCCCAAGUCAUACAACAAGGAUCUUGAGAGUGCUGAGGUGAGGCAGCUGAAAUGGAAAGUGAAGAAGAGAUUUUGACAUAAAGCUUGAGAACGACGAGAACGGGAGCAGCAGGAUCUGGAAUUGGCAAAGGAGAUGGCAGAGGAAGACGAUGACAGUUUCACGUAGACUGCGAGUUUCCCUUCUUUAUACCUCCGGAAGAUAGAGUGUGCUUGAAUGAGAGAGUACUGGUAUAACGUAGACAGAAAGAAAUGUAAUUUGUCAAGGCUAAAUGCUCUAUCAGGAAUUUGAAUUAGGCUUUCAAAAUCCAUAUCCAUAUUAGUUUGUCUCCCUUUUUCCUUUCCAUGUUGUAGGGAUAAUAACUUAUAGUUUAUAAUUUCUGGAAAAUGUGGUUUUAUUUUCAUGAACUAUCUUUGCUCAUGUUAAUAAAGGAAACUUUGUUA
This is a messenger RNA of Penaeus chinensis, 1888 nucleotides long. RefSeq names its product probable 26S proteasome non-ATPase regulatory subunit 3 (gene Rpn3). Gene Ontology annotation, molecular function: enzyme regulator activity. The record is from RefSeq and is a predicted model, not a curated record. Gene Ontology annotation, cellular component: proteasome complex; proteasome regulatory particle, lid subcomplex. Gene Ontology annotation, biological process: regulation of protein catabolic process; ubiquitin-dependent protein catabolic process. The transcript is spliced from 10 exons. Bases 78 to 1523 code for a protein of 481 amino acids. NCBI's taxonomy places the organism in Eukaryota, Metazoa, Arthropoda, Malacostraca, Decapoda, Penaeidae.